Lactuca virosa is the source of this 368-nucleotide messenger RNA. NCBI's taxonomy places the organism in Eukaryota, Viridiplantae, Streptophyta, Magnoliopsida, Asterales, Asteraceae. The record is from the annotation of a GenBank genome assembly.
UGUUAAACCAAGAGAAAUCGAUAUAAAGAAACACACAAAUGUCAAUCAUGAAGCUUGUUAACAUGUAUGCUAUCCUUUUAAUACUUAUCACAAUAUCAAUCGCAACAAAAGCAUCAAUCGCAACAAUAGGUGAUGGGAAUACCAAUAGGAAAAUAAACGUUAAGGUUUGUCACACCUUUUCAACAAUGCCAACUGGCUGUCAAGAUGGGAAGUGCAAUGAUUAUUGUAGAGACUUGAAGGGGGAUUUUGCAUAUGGAAAAUGUUUUUAUCCUUACACCUGUGAUUGUCAAUAUGUUUGUGGCUAAAAAACGUGGUUUCAUUUAUAAUAGCUCCGUUAAAAAUAAAAUUGUCUUUGUAGUCUAUCUGGG